AUGGCUCUUCACAAAAGAAAAGGACCCUUCAAAGAGGCAAAUACUCGGUUGAUUCCUCAUGAUGCAUUCUUCAUCGAUGACUAUGACCGACACUGCAGGUUGGUCGAGGCGUCCAGGAUCGAGAAAGAUACUCAGUAUUGGUUGGUCGCCAACGUUUUUAAUCCAUCUCGCCGUCACCGAGCAUGGUACACUCCAGCGAAAACAGAGUCAUUGCGAGACAGUUUCUUUGUCCAUAUCAAGCUCCAAGCAGUAGAGGGUGAAACCGAGGUUCAAUUCGAGGUAGCUGAGGAGGCCCGGACAUACGUCAAGACCGAUCAGAACCAGAAAGGGGUUGCUGUUGAGACACACAGCUCUGGCGAUCUUGUUCUUCUCGUGAAGAGCGACAUUCCCCAGCAUCGUGAAAUUGAGAUUGUCACAUUCGUCAAGCCAAACACCAUGCCAAUCGAUGAGCAGAUCAAGGCGCUUGGGGAAGUGAGCUUAUGCAGAUCCUGGGGAGAGCUGGAAGGCAAAGAAGGGGAGGGACUUUUGCUGAAAAGAACAGAAAGAACAGUACUCGCCCACGGAGUUGAAUUGGACCCUAUCAGCGAUUUCUACUUUCUUCUCGACGCCCGCAAGAUGUCCAAGAUUCUUCCACAGCAGCAAGCCGAGAGAAUUUCUUAUAUCCUGGAAAAUUCCCCCCUGGGGUUAUUCAGGUAA
Aspergillus udagawae is the source of this 696-nucleotide messenger RNA. RefSeq lists its product as uncharacterized. The record is from RefSeq and is a predicted model, not a curated record. The transcript has a single exon. Lineage: Eukaryota; Fungi; Ascomycota; Eurotiomycetes; Eurotiales; Aspergillaceae. Bases 1 to 696 code for a protein of 231 amino acids.